AGAAGAAGGACGAUGCCUGAGCCAGCGAAGUCCGCUCCGAAAAAGGGAUCCAAGAAGGCCGUGACCAAGACGGCUGGCAAAGGAGGCAAGAAACGCAGAAAGUCCAGGAAGGAGAGCUAUGCUAUCUACGUGUACAAGGUGUUGAAGCAGGUCCACCCAGAUACCGGCAUUUCCUCCAAGGCGAUGGGUAUCAUGAACUCGUUCGUCAACGAUAUCUUCGAGCGCAUCGCAGGUGAGUCAUCCCGUUUGGCUCAUUACAACAAACGCUCCACCAUUACCUCUAGAGAGAUCCAGACCGCCGUGCGUCUGCUUCUUCCCGGUGAGCUGGCCAAGCACGCCGUGUCUGAGGGCACUAAGGCCGUCACCAAGUACACCAGCUCUAAGUAAAAAGUGACAAAGAUUUUCUCAAACCCAACGGCUCUUUUAAGAGCCACCCACGUUUUCGCAUAAAGAGCCAUUUUAUCGUUUUGUGUUUGUGAAGGAAAGCACAAUAUUCAUUUAGAGGAGGGGAGAAAACGUUACACAAGUUUCUGCUGUGUCCAGUCGAUUUUCCCGCGCAAUUUCUUAGUCUGCUUGUAGUUACUCUACUGUGUGAGUAAUGGUGCAUUACGAAUAUAAUGUGUAAACUCAUGUAAAUAUGGAUCUGUGUACAUACAUGAA
This is a messenger RNA of Colossoma macropomum (tambaqui), 660 nucleotides long. Its product is annotated as histone H2B. Lineage: Eukaryota; Metazoa; Chordata; Actinopteri; Characiformes; Serrasalmidae. The record is from RefSeq and is a predicted model, not a curated record. Gene Ontology annotation, cellular component: nucleosome. The transcript has a single exon. Gene Ontology annotation, molecular function: protein heterodimerization activity; DNA binding; structural constituent of chromatin. The coding region runs from base 13 to 387 and encodes 124 amino acids.